Molecule: messenger RNA, 9348 nt
Organism: Lymnaea stagnalis (great pond snail)
Lineage: Eukaryota; Metazoa; Mollusca; Gastropoda; Lymnaeidae
Source: the annotation of a GenBank genome assembly
ACUGUACUCCUUCAAGUCAUUGGUUAAAAUUAUUAGAGUGACUAACAUAUAGUUUUGGACUUAGCUUAAGUUUGAAGCUGUGCUGUGAACUUGUGUUAUUUAGCUAUUUAGAUAUGCUGGAAUAUGAAUUAAGAUUUCAUUAGUAUUUUUUUUAUUCAGGAAUGUAAAGACCAUUCAGUGUGCAGAUAGGGGACAUGUAGUUUACACUUCUUAGUUGCAGAUUUAUGUGUUCAUUGUUGAUUAUGUGUGUGUUGUAAAGAAAUGGCAACUAAUCAUGAUAGACUAUCAGGGGACAAUCCCAGGGGUAGAUAUCAGCAUAAAAUGGAGAUAAGUACUGUUAUCCCAGAACCAACUUCACAAAACAAGGUUUUGUACCUGCAUGUUUCUUGUUUUUAAAAUAAAAUAGUUUAAAAAUAUCAUUACUUGAUGUAACUGAACAGUGUGUUUAGUGUAUAUUGUACCUUUCUUACUCUUUGUAGAUCAUUUCCUGGUUAAAAAAUAUAUUUGUUUUUAUUAUUAUUCGAAAUUUAUUUUUGUGAUUUUCUUAAUCUCUUCCAAACUCACUUAUGUCUACUUGGAAUGCUAUAAUCAGUUCAAACUUUCUUUACAACACCUUAGAUACAAUUGAGAGAUUUUUUAAAAAAAACUUUUUUUUAUUUAAGUUGUGCCAAUCACAUAGGGAUGUAUAGUGCAAUCAAAACAUCAAUGAUAAAAUGCCACAUGCUAUUUGUUUCAUGAUAUGUGGUGUCAUUACUUAAAUUUGUUUCAUUUUUUUUUUUAUUGUAUUGCCUACACUUGAGAAGCAAUAAACAGUAAUCAUUGCUUUUGCAACCAUGGCUUUUGAAAAUAUUACAUCCCUAGAAAUAAAAAGAGUUCCUUAUUAUAUUAAUCAGUAUUUUUGUUCAAUUGUACUUUCGUCUUCAGGAAUCCCCUAAGAGGUGCCUUACAGCCAUGAACUGUUUCAAACUACUUUUGAUGAUCUUCAACAUACUAUUUAUUGUAAGUAGAAAGAACACAUUUUCAAACAUAUUGAUUGUAUUACAGACAGGUAAUGUAAAGUUCACUUUAAAUUCAGACAAAAUAAUUUUAGAACUUGAUACCAUUUAAACAAUGCGUUUGAUCAACAACGUACGGUUCAUUGUCAGUAGACAGAGCAGUUUUGCAAAAAUAUUGAUUGUAUUAGAGACGUGUAAUGAAAAGGUCCCUUUAAAUUAAGCCAAGAUAAUUUUUGAACUUGACAAUUUAGCAAUAUGUUUGGUGAACAAGAUAUUGUUUAAAUACCAUUGCAUUAAUCACUAAAUGUUCCCCAACAUGGGUGCAGUAGUUGUUUUUUUAUUUUUUAUUUUUUAAUCAGGGCUCUUAAUUUCAUUUACUUUAAUAAAAAUUUACUAUUUUUCUGAAGAUUUUAAAUUUCCUAAGUGUUAAUUGUGCAACAGUUAUUAAUGAAUGGGUUAUUUAAAAUAAUUCAACUUUAUUUUAUAAGGUUUCUUUGCAAAAGAAAAAUUCUAUGAAAUUUCACUGUUAAAUUAGUUUGGUAGGUUCUCUUUUCUUAUAAUUAUUCUUUUUUAAAAGUUUUAUCAUUUCAAGAAAAAUCAUUUGAAUUUCCUCCUACAAUUUUUUUUGUUUUGUGUCAAUUGUGUGUUAGUAGUUAUGCUGCAUGUAAAUUUUUAUAUAUGUAUACUUAUGAAUGAAAAAUCAUUUCAGGCUGUUGGAAUUGCUUUAGCUGCUGUAGGCAUAUGGACUGCUGUGUCUAAAGUAUAUGUGUCAUUUGUGAUUGGAGACACACUUUUUACUGCAGCAUCCUACAUGCUUAUUGCUGUUGGUGCUAUAAUUAUUAUCGUAUGUAUAAUCGGAACUGUUGCACUGUUAAAAGAAAAUAAAAGAUGGCUGAUAAUUGUAAGUAUUAAUGUUAAAUUGUUUAUUUAGUUUCUUCUGUUAGUAGCCCUUAUUUUUAAACCAUUGAAACAUGCACUAUCAUUUUUUUUUUUUUACCUUUCUUAUACAUUAAAUUUUAUAAUGUAAACAUUUCCAUCUCUGUUUCAGUACUUUGGGCUGCUGGUUUUCGGAUUUUUUUUAUUGAUAAUAGCAGCUUUUUUAGGCAUAGUCUUCAAGGGAGAAGUAAGUUUCUCAGUUGCAGUGGUUUGUUAUUUAUAUUAAUGUUAAAUUGUUUAUUUAUUUUUUUUUGUUAGUAGUCCUUAUUUUUAAACCAUUGAAUCAUGCACUAUCUUUUUUUUUUUUUUACCUUUCUUAUACAUUAAAUUUUAUAAUGUAAACAUUUCCAUCUCUGUUUCAGUACUUUGGGCUGCUGGUUUUCGGAUUUAUUAUACUGAUAAUAGCAGCUGUAUUAGGCAUAGUCUUCAAGGGAGAAGUAAGUUUCUCAGUUGCAGUGGUUUGUUAUUUCAAUAAAUAUAAUCAGUCUAUUUUUGAAGAGUAAUAUAAAUACUUUUUCAUGUACUCGACACCAUUUAACUUGAAAAGGAUGAUAAGUGAGAAAACCUGUAUUUAUGAAGAUAAAAAGCACAGCAAAAAUACAGAUUCUGUAAAACAAAUAUACAAAAUGCAUGCUAUUUUAUGUGGUUGAAAAACUACCUUUAGGCUGUGAAAUACUUCUACUGACUAAUGUACGCUUUCAGCAACUUUAACAUGUCAAGAAAAAUUAAUCAGAGGAUGAAAGUAAUAUAUUAACCUGGCAUUAACUGUAAAGAAAAUGGUUUUUAAGUAAAAAUAAUUUUAGUUUGGAUUAUUUGUGCAUUAAAUGUUAUCCACAUUUUAACAGCAUGUGGAUCAGUGCAUAAAAUGCUAAUUAUUUCAUAUUUAACAUUGUUUCAAUUAAACUGGUUCAGUUACAUUUCCAAACUCUUAAUUUUAAGGUUGAAGAUGUGAUGGUUCAAAGCAUGAGAAACUCGCUCAUUAAUGGCUAUGCCAAAGACAAAGAGAUCACGUCUGCAUGGGACCAGCUGCAAACAGAGGUAGGUGGCAAUUUUAGUCCACAAUUCAUACGUUUUUUUUCACAAACCUAAGUAUUGUAGAGAAUCUUUUGACAACAUGCUCACAACACGCAGUUUCACAGUGAUUUUAGAAACAGUCAACACGUAGCAGACUUAAUAGGGAAGAAAAACUUCUGCAUCACACCUGGUGCAUGCCAUAAUUUGAUGCCAGUAUGUGAUAUUUCCAGUGGAAAACACACAUUUUUUUAACAGAAACCAUUGCCCAUUUUACAUUUGACAAUAUUUGUUCUAUUUCAAGGCGUUGUUAUUAAAAAAUUGAUCACUGUUUAUUAAAGAUUAAAUACAGUGGAACCCCGCUAUUACGCGAUGAUCGGGGUCGAUAAAAUCGGAUCGCGUUAAAAGCAGGGUCGCGUUAAUACGCGGUUUUACAAUGUUUAACUUUUUUUCGAGAACAUUUAGGUGUAUAAUAUUUAUAGUUCUACCGGAAGAAAGCCUCAUUUUCGGCAUUAAUUUUGAUACUAGUUUGAACGUGGUGCGUUUAGGGGCUCAUUUUCUUCGAUAUUUUGUAAAUUUGUGAUUUUUUUACUCUUUAAAAAAUGGCUUUCCAAGCAAUGGAUAAAAUUUUCAAAGAACUUAGGCCUGAUGGAGUAAAUGAAUUUCAAAUUUCGGGAGCCAUGCUACGACCGCGUUAUAUCCGAAUUCGCGUUAGGGCAGGGCACGUUAUAGCGGUGUUCCACUGUAUACUCUAAAGAUUUUUUUUUUAAAUGUGGUGGAUGGGAGUGGGGGGGGGGUUGUGUGUUGUUGUUAAAUCAACUGAUCAAAUGCUGCCCAGCUGUGAAGGUAAAUCGUUAUAAACUGGAUCCAUUCAGGGGGUAGCUUAUUAUGCUUUCUUAUUAUUACGUUAUAUCCGAAUUCGCGUUAGGGCAGGGCACGUUAUAGCGGUGUUCCACUGUCUACUCUAAAGAUUUUUUUUUUAAAUGUGGUGGAUGGGAGUGGGGGGGGGGGUUGUGUGUUGUUGUUAAAUCAACUGAUCAAAUGCUGCCCAGCUGUGAAGGUAAAUCGUUAUAAACUGGAUCCAUUCAGGGGGUAGCUUAUUAUGCUAUCUUAUUAUUAGCAUUGUUUAACACGUGCUCAGUCAAUGUUUUAUGCUUUUCGAAGAAAUAUUCUCUUUCUUUAAAGCCCCUUUACAACAACGGUUGCUUUCUCUCCCCCCUCAGUUGAAAUGCUGCGCCUUGAGUCAAAAGCCUCUUGGACCAGCUGUGAUAUUUAAUUUUCCUUACAAAGAUGGAACUAAUCCACUAACGGCAAAAGAGAAGGAAUUACAGGAUGGAUGGCCUAUAUACAAACGUACAGAAUUUUUCGACAAACAAAAGAGUAUGCUUUUUUUCUGUAGAUACUUUUAGUUGUUAUAUUAAUAACUUUAAACAUUAGUUUAUGUCAUCAAAUGUAAUUUUGCAUAGGCCUAUAUUAGUUCAAUAUUUCUCAACAAUAUAAUUUUAGGGUAGAUGUUAAACUAAGGACACAAGGUAGCAAGAUACAAGCUUGAAAUAUAAAAGCUUUUUUUUUUUUAUUCAAAAAUUACAGUUUAACAAAUAAAUAUUAAUUUUAAACAAUUUUGACCUAAAUUAGAACGUUUAAAAAAAAAAUGAAAUGUGUAACAUGUAUUUAUAUUUCUUUUUUAGGCAUUGGAGUUAAUGAAAAAAAGUAUGUGCCUUUGUCAUGCUGCGUAGUUGAUGAGAUAACAAAGGCAUAUAAAAGUGAUAAAUUCUGCCAGUAUUUCUCACAAGGUCCACCGUUCAACUAUGAUAUAGAAAUGAAAAAUGAUUAUCUUUAUUAUACUGUAAGUAAAAGUUUGAAAUUGACAUCCAUUAGAGAAUACUUCUGAAAAGCUGCUAUGAUGCCAGCUAUAUUAGAAUGGUAGGCAGCUUAUAUUAUUAUUUUAUAACUAGGGCUUAAACGGGAGCAGUUUUUUUUACACCGGGGUCCAGGUAUUUUGAGAAAAUACCCAGCGGGUCCAAGCGUUACAAAAAAAAGAGUUAACUUGCCAUUUUCUAUGAAAUCUACUGCCCUAUGCCAAGCGAGAGUGCAUUGCCUUCGUUAACCAUUUGUGUCAAGAAAUGACCCACUGAUAGGAAGAGGCAGUUGCAGGAUGCCGGAAUGGAGAUGACGUUAUAAAAAAAAUCAGUCAAACAGAGAAGAUAGUUUCAUUCAGUUUAUAACAAAGAUUUACGAAGCAAUAGUCGCAUUAUAACAAAAAUAGCAAUACCUUCCCGUACCAGGCUACGGGAAAAACAUUUCCCACUAAAGAGAAAAAUCCACCCAUUUCCCCAAAGUUCAGAGGUCACGCAUGAAGCUCGCUGCAGCCUUUUUUCACUCAGUACUAUUAAUAUAAGGGGGGGGGGGGGGGUGUAAAAAAAAAAAAAAAAAAAUUUUGGAUAUUUUUAGGGGGGGGGGGGAUGUGUUGAAAAGAAGUAAAAUAAAUGUUGGAUAUUUUUCAUGUAAAAUAUAUGAAAUGUAUGUUUCUUUCAGCAAUCAACCAUAUUUUUGUAAUUAUUAUUUUUUUUCUUAAAAUUUUUUAUUUGCUGUAGACUAUGUGUCUGGUAAAGUUAUCUAGAAUUUAAAAAAAACCAAAAAAAAACAACAAAUUUAAUACUUAAUUUAAGGUCUGGAAGUCUAAAAAAUGAUAAAGUUUUAAUUUUGAUAAAGAGAGCAGAUAAUCGUGAUCACCUUAUAUGUCUAUAAAUUUUUUUUUACAAUUCUCAGGGUUGUUAUGACAAAGCCAAGGAGCUGGUCCUCAGUCAGUCAGAUAUUAUUGUAGCAUUGGCUUUCGUGUUUGCCUUCAUUAUGGUAGGUGCUUUUCUAUCUUUAAUAUUCUACAGCUAGUGCUGUAUGGUCUUUUUUCAAAUUCUGUGAAUUUGUGUUCUUUUUAAUUUUUUAAAAUAUCAGCACCCAUUCAGUUAUAAUCAGAUCCUUUGCGCUUUCUUCCACUGGACUACAGAUCUCUGCCCAGUACUUUCACUUAACCUCAUUUUUGUUUGUGUGGUAUAAUGAAUUGUUAUAUUAAAUUUUAAUUCGAGAAAGCAUGAUUUAACUUUAAAUUUGAACUAAUCUUAGUACAUUUUUGUUAGCAAACAAUAAGUUUAAUGCUUCUCAUGAAAGGUGCUAAUAUACAUAUGCUAUUUUUAUCAAGGGACACAUGAUUGUUUAAAGUAAACUUUGUAGAUGAUAAUGUACCGAUGAUUAUGUAAUCUCAUUGAUCCCUUCUGUUCAUUGAGCCUUAAAAAUUAAAUUUUUUUGAGAACAGAAUUUGUUAAAAAAAACAUAUUUUGUGUUUGUUUCCGCAGAUUGCUGGAAUGGUAAUAACGUUUUUCUUGAUCCGAUCUUUUACUGAUGAUGAAGAAGCUGUUAAGCACAGACGUGAACCAGAUAAUCUUUAAAUAGAAACCUUCUUUGUUAGUCACUGGGUAACUUAAAAUGGAUAAGAAUACUAUGCAUCUAUAUUUUUGUGCUCUUGGUCUACUUAUUCACUUUUAUUUUGUCUUAAUGACUUAAAUUUUAUUCAUUAUUUCUAUUGAUCAGUUAUGAGCACAAAUAACUUAAAGUAUUAUACAGCAUUGUCUUUUUUAAAAUCAUUUUCAAUGACGGUCUAAAAAAUACAUUCCUAAGAUCUUUAUAGCCUAUAGAGACAUAUUUUCUUUAAUAUACAUUUUUUUACAUUUUAUAAAAAAAUCUUUAGGGAUGUACAGUAUACAAUGUCCAUGAUGUUUAUAUUUUUAUUUUUAAAAAAAAAUUAGAGUGUAUGUGUACAACUGAAAUAUGUUAAGCAAAUCAUCUUUCAGUAUUAUCUUUACACUUCAUAGUUGAAUUAUUAAAAUGUGAAUGGUCUAAGACCUCCAUCUCAAUAUUUUUUUACAUCUCAUAAUGGACAACUGUCAAGCAUUCCAUGUGCCCUCAGUUACAUAUAUUUAGUGACAUAUUUUUAUUUGGGAAAAAAGAGGCUGUGCCAAUUAAUAGAAUACGAAACACAAUUUAAACAUUUUUACAAAUAUUGUCAUUCCAUUUAUUUAAUAUAAAAUAUAUAUAUACUAUAGUGUAAACUGAACCUAAUUCUAGGGACGGAGGAAGCCAUGUUUUUUAUCGCAGCAUUCCUAUUUAAAAAAUGUCUUUGUCUGUAAAAAAAAUGUUAUUAACAUCCCGUGAAGAAGAUCAAAUGAAUUCUAUCAUCCAUUUUCUGUAUUGUGAUCUUUUAUUAUAAGAAAGAUCUGUAAGUGCCAAGAAUUAUUUUUGUUAAGCUUGUCACAUUCCUUAAUAUAUUUUUAAAUAUUUGUAAGUGCAUAUUUUAAAAAUACUAAAACUAUUCUCAAUUUUAUUAAAUCUUAGAAAUGAACAAGAGCAAAUAAUUUUUUAAUUUUGUAGAUUUAAUAAUUAUUUUUUUAAUUCAACAUUUGUAUUCUAUUUUCUUUAAAAUUAUAAUAAUUUUCAUCAGCUAAGAUCUUUUGUAGCAAUUGUUUUCAAAGUAAAAUCAAAGAGUGAAAAGUUAUUCUUCUGAAAGAUUUAAUCAACACAAAGACAGUCUAUAUUUUGUAUUUGUAUUUGACACGCAAUGGCAUUAUUAUUUGACACAGCAUGUUAUGUAAUAUUAUUUCAUUUAGCUUCUUGUUUUUUUGUGUGUUUAUUUAAAGUUUAUGUCACUAAUUUUUGUUUAAAAUCUGCUACUUGAGAGCUUUUUAACCCAAAUCAUGCUGCAUAGGUACAAUAUUGUUACUUGUGCAUUUAAAUUGCAAUUUUCUGCUACAUUUUUGGGUUAAAAUAUGGAGGCCGAAAGUGAUGUUGUUUUACAAAACCUAACCUAAAUGUGUAGAUAAUGUACACUGUACAAAAAGUACAAUGACACUGAGAAUUUUCAAACAAAAUAUAUAAAGGUACAAUUGUAUCUAUGCCGCCUGUUACUGUUAAAAUUAUGCAGCAUGACAAGGGUUAAAGGAGUUUUCUGCAGAUUAUUUAUAAAGAAACAAGAUAUAUUAUAGUGUUGCUAUUUGUUUGAUGAAUGGUUUGUGUAGUAGACAACAAACUCAAUACAAUUAUUCAAGAAAAAAAGUUACAAAAUGAGUUAUAAAGGUGUAAAUAGGAACUUUAUGUAUAAACAAUGAAAAUUUUGUGCGAUUAUGUUUAAAAGAGGAGGUUUUAUCUCAAUUCAAAAACUUUUCAAGUAAUUAAUGGAAUUAAAAAAAAAUAAAACUAUUGUUCAUCUUCUUUGAGGUUCCAAGUUUUAAAGUAAGCCAAACAUUGAAUUUUGCAAGCCACGUUAUUUGUAACCUUUCCCCCCUCUUCCACGUUUUAUGUUAUUGUUUCCAAACUAAAUUUGCAAAUUGUUUUAUAGACUGCAGUAAAACCAUGCAUUCCUCUAUAUGGUGUUAUAAAUGAUUCUCUUUAUGUCCAAUUUUCUUUUUAUCACGUCAACAAAUUUAUUUAUAAUGUUACGUUGCCAAAGGACUAUUAGAUUCAUUCUCACAAGUAUCCCUCCGUCUGGUAAAUAUCAUGGUCAUAUAGUAGUAGUUUCAGUUGCCAUAAUUUAACAAAUUAUGCUUAAUGUUUUGUCUUUUUUUAAAUUUCAGCUAGUAAUUAUAUAUGAUGCUGUGUUCUCACUUGUGUGUGUCACAUGCUAUGUGUGUCACUUCUGAAAUGCUCAAAUUAUGUUGCCUUUUAAUUACAGAGAUGGUCACUCCUGAGAAUUAUUCUUUUCAAUUUAUGUUAGAUCGCGGAAAUACAAAGUGAAGGCUUGCAUUGGAUUUUACUUACUCAGUAGUCUGAUCUAAUCAUUAUGCAUAGAUGAUAUUGAUCUCUUUAUAAUUAUCAGACAUUCCUUAGAUUUAAAAAAUUUUAUAGAUGUUUGAAUUUCCAAAUUUGCUUUUCUAAAUUCAUCAUUUCUAAAUAAUAACGAUAUGCAUUUAAUUUUUUUUAAAGUUUGUCUGUAAAUAGCACUUUUUGAUAAAGUUAUUUUCCUCAAUUCAGUGUUCAUGUUGUCUUGUAUUUUUCAUCUUUAGAACAAAAUUUCACUCCAUUUGCGUAAAUGUGAUAUUCCACAUUAGUCAAUACAGUGAAUAUAUUCUUUGAGCAAGAAACUGUAUCUUAUCAUUCCAGUGUUUGAAACUUGUUAAAUUAUAGACUAAUCUCAUGAAUAAAUCUUUGUUUUUACUAUUUGAUUAUCAGUAAUAUCAAAUCUGUUUUUAGAUCCACUGUGUGUUUCCCAACAUAUUUUGCCCCACCUGAGCACCUAAAAAGCUUUAAUUUCAAGUCCCAGUAGUCCACUCACUCCCUUUUAAAAUGUAAAUUCAUUUCCCCCAAUGAUCAAAUGUCACCCCCAUAAUCUUCAAAUUGCCCUCCUGUGAGAUAUAGGCCC